AGCUCAGGAGGGGGAAUGGCUCUUCAUAUUCAUGAAGCCUACAUAUUUCUGUUGCUAAUUCCUUCUUUGGUCACUCCAGCUGCUUUCAAUCAUGAAGACUACCCUGCUGAUGAAGGUGACCAGAUUUCAAAUAAUGAUAAUAAUCUGAUUUUUGAUGACUAUCGGGGGAAAGGAUGUGUAGAUGACAGUGGUUUUGUAUACAAACUUGGGGAGCGUUUUUUCCCUGGGCAUUCCAACUGUCCAUGUAUUUGUACCGAGGAUGGGCCUAUUUGUGACCAACCAGAAUGCCCCAAAAUCCACCCAAAGUGUACUAAAGUAGAACACAAUGGAUGUUGUCCAGAAUGCAAAGAAGUGAAGAACUUUUGUGAAUACCAUGGGAAAAGUUACAAAAUCCUAGAGGAGUUUAAGCCCUCGCCAUGUGAAUGGUGCCGUUGUGAGCCCAGCAAUGAAGUUCACUGUGUUGUAGCAGAUUGUGCCGUCCCUGAAUGUGUCAACCCAGUCUAUGAGCCAGAACAGUGUUGUCCAGUCUGCAAAAAUGGUCCAAACUGCUUUGCAGGAACCACCAUCAUUCCGGCUGGCAUCGAAGUCAAAGUGGAUGAGUGUAACAUCUGUCACUGCCAUCACGGGGACUGGUGGAAACCUGCCCAGUGCUCCAAACGUGAAUGUCAAGGCAAGCCGACUGCAUAG
This is a messenger RNA of Pseudonaja textilis, 687 nucleotides long. It is a transcript of the gene VWC2L, whose product is annotated as von Willebrand factor C domain containing 2 like. Gene Ontology annotation, cellular component: AMPA glutamate receptor complex. Gene Ontology annotation, molecular function: protein binding. Lineage: Eukaryota; Metazoa; Chordata; Lepidosauria; Squamata; Elapidae. The record is from RefSeq and is a predicted model, not a curated record. Gene Ontology annotation, biological process: negative regulation of BMP signaling pathway.